Molecule: messenger RNA, 1999 nt
Organism: Ilyonectria robusta
Lineage: Eukaryota; Fungi; Ascomycota; Sordariomycetes; Hypocreales; Nectriaceae
Exons: 5
Coding region: 386-1546 (386 amino acids)
Source: RefSeq, a predicted model, not a curated record
CAUGGAUGCCGGAACCGGGGACUUCCUUCCUGCAGCGCGGUGCGGCGUAGCAUCCGCAGCGGAACCGUCAUGCCACAUUGCUCCGUUUUCUUUUUUACUCGGGCGUGGGAACUCCCAUAUGGUGUCAAACGGCAUUGACCUGCAGGACACGACCAGUAAUGAUCGUCCAGACCGCGGAUAUGCAUGGAUAUAGCUGGAUAGAGUCGGCGAGCAGUUCCCCGUGCCUGCAUGUACGCUUGCGGAACCAACAAGCUAUUAAUGAAGAAGUCCCGUGUGCCGGACCAACCCCGUGGGUACUAGUAACGAACCCAUCCCAAUCACCAUCGCAUGCUGUUGGUUCGUCGUCAUUCAUUCACUGGUUGAAGGGAAGCAGAACUUGGGGAUCAUGACUGUCGACCCGGCCAUUCUGGCCAUCUUUGGACCGGCCCCAGAUGGCCUCGACCUCGACGAGCAAAUUGUCACGGCUUACAAUGUCGUUGUGUGCGUUGCGCUCGGCAUCGCUGCGGCUUUUGUUGGGCUUCGGUUUUACGUGCGUCUGUUCAAGGGAUCUAACCUUUGGUACGAUGACUGGGCCAUCGUCUUCGGCAUUUUUUGCACCAGCGCAACAGUAGCAACCACAAUUUUGGCUGGAAAUCAUGGCGCCGGCGAGCAUAUCUGGUCAACUAACAUCUCCCGAUUCAUCAAGCUCAUCAAGCUUGUAUACGCAGAGCCCUACGUUUACGCAUUAGCCGUCACAUCCACCAAAGUCAGCAUCCUGCUGCUCUACCACCGCCUCUUCCGCUCAAAAAACGACUCGAACCGCGUCUUCACGAUCAUGUUCUGGGUGGCCGUUUUCCUGACGAGUAUAUACCCACUGAUUCUAUGGAUCACCAUGGCCUGCGCUUGCCGGCCAGUGAGUUACUACUGGAACCAAUAUCUCGGAGCAAAGGGGACCUGCAUCGAUACCCACCUAUUCUUCCUGCUACUUGGCAUAGUCAACAUGCUCAACGACAUUAUAAUUCUCGUCGUUCCCAUCCCGAGGAUUUUACAACUACACUUGAAGAAGAGAGUCAAGGCAUCCAUUGUCGGUAUUAUGUUGCUCGGAAGCUUUGUUUGCGUCGCGAGUAUUGUACGAAUUUACUACCUCAACGGGCUCUUCAAGAACGUCGACGUCGCAUGGUGGAUGGGUCCCUCCUUCGCCUGGUCCAGCAUUGAACCCUCAGUGGCCAUUAUCUCCGCAUGUCUGCCUACACUGGCGCCGCUAUUUCGCAUGGGCCGGAAUAAAUCUACGAGCAGCCCUUACUACGUCAGUGGCGAUAGAACCGGUCAGUCUGCGACGGGAAACUUGCAUUCGCGCAAUGUCCAUGGCCGCUACAACGCCGGGCAUUCGAGGAUUGAGGACGACGAGGUCGAGCUCACAUACAAGGUGCAGGGCGGUGACUCUUCGUCAAACCGCAGCCCGGAGAGUCAAGGGAGCUCGGAAUAUGAUCGCAAUAUCAUGGUCAAGACUCAUGUGUCAGUUGUGACACAGGGACGAGAAGAUCCUGCACGACGCAGGCAGGGUUGAUUGACAGUCGAAAAGGUGUUCUUGUCGCUAUAAAAUUGGCCAACUGCCGAUGGUGCGCAGAACAAGACCACAAGACGUCUCGGGUACGGUGCAGCACAUGGGAGCGCAUUCUCAUCACAAGGGCGAACAGCUGAGACGCGUCAUUACAUUUGCUUGUCUUCUAAACUGUCCACAGCGACAGGGUUCAUUCUGUACAAAUCAUUCAAACACAUACAAUUAGACUACUAGGGCCGCCUGUUCGGUAAUAUGUCCCACAAUAUGAGAGAAAGCAAUGGCAACAUUGUGAGCCAAUAGCAAGAAAAUCGGUCGGAAGUACAACGUUGAUUGCCUGUUAUUUCACGUUAAUCGACCAAAUGUGAUACAAGAGGUGUUCGACCUCCCAGUCGAUCGUUCCUAUAUGGCAAAUAUUGCACUUGUGGUUGGCCAGCGAUCCAAGAGGAUGAGCACGUUUUC